Messenger RNA from Brienomyrus brachyistius, 3768 nucleotides. Its product is annotated as serine/threonine-protein kinase tousled-like 2. Gene Ontology annotation, cellular component: nucleus. Gene Ontology annotation, biological process: chromosome segregation; peptidyl-serine phosphorylation; intracellular signal transduction. The record is from RefSeq and is a predicted model, not a curated record. Gene Ontology annotation, molecular function: ATP binding; protein serine/threonine kinase activity. Lineage: Eukaryota; Metazoa; Chordata; Actinopteri; Osteoglossiformes; Mormyridae. The transcript has 21 exons. Bases 805 to 2901 code for a protein of 698 amino acids.
CACCCAGCUCGCUAAUCUGAAGCGCCCGCGGCGAUGUUGGGUCAGGUCAACUUCAGGAACCACGACCGCGAUUUACCUAAUCCAGGGUUUAAAUUAGUGCCCAGCACUAUCUGUAUGGAUUAGAGAUUUACUAGCAGGCGUGGUGUGGUGCUGAAAAAACUGCAAUCUCACGAGAAAGAAUGAGAUUUACCCGAUUAUUGUUUACAUUGUAAAAAAUAUAGAGAGAACCGAACCGAAUCGAUCCGGAUUAAACGGAUUUGAUUGGAAUCCCGUGGCUUUUUCGCCUGAUCGGCCACUCGACAGCAGCGGAGCGGAGAAGCCGAGUUUGGACGCCACCCGAACGCACAUCGCAUCGGCCUGACCGAAUACGGGCUCUAUCGCUGUGGGGAAAAUCAUCAGAAAAAUGAGCAAGUGGCCGCUUUAAAAGAGCCCAUCCCAAAUGAAAGUUUACAGGUGAUGGCGGCGUUAUUGUUCGGCGUCGUGUGAACUGAGUGCUAUCGCUAGCUUAGCUCGCUGGGCUGACAGAGCAGGCAGCUGGGCGAGCCGCUCGCCAGGAGGGGGAUUCGGCACGGCGGCUUCAGGAAACCCCGGGGAUCUGCGGGCCUCUUCGCGGACCCCCACACAGUUUUAAAAGACCUGGGGAGGGGACGGGGCACCGUUUCUCUAACUCGAGCUCCCGGUGAACACGCUUCGCCGGAUAGCCGUGGCUCUGCGGGGUGGUGACCGGGAAGAGCAGCCCAUAACCAGGGACGACCGACGGAACACCCUGGGCCCGUUAAAAGCGACGCGGCCGGAUCAGCAGACAUGAUGGAGGAACUGCACAGCUUGGAUCCGAGGCGGCAGGAGCUGUUGGAGGCCCGCUUUACGGGGGUUGGGGUGGCUAAGGGCACGGGAUACAAUGAGUCAUCCAACCAGAGUCUGUGCAGUGUGGGAUCGCUCAGUGACAAGGAGCAGGAGCAGACCCCAGAGAAGAAAUCCAAUGACCAGAGAGCGCGGAAGCGGAAAGGAGACCCUUUCGACAAUAACCAGGGGAAAGCGGGAACAAGGGGGCACAAGAUUAGCGAUUACUUUGAGUUUGCUGGUGGUAGCGGUCCUGGUAGUAGUCCUGGCCGCAGUGUGCCCCCAGUGGUUCGCUCCUCCCCUCAACAUUCCCUCUCCAACCCCCCAGCCUCGGUGCAGCAGGGAAGUCCGUCCUCCACAGGCUCUGCAAACACUGACCACUCCACUUGCUCCCUGAAGCCCAUCACACUCCAUACUGUCCACAAAACCACACAGACCGACCUCACGAUGGAGAAGCUCAUCGCCCUGCAGAACAACAAGAACUCCGACCUGGAGAAGAAGGAGGGACGAAUCGACGACCUGCUGCGGGCAAAUUGCGAUCUCCGACGGCAGCUGGAUGAACAGCAGCGGAUGCUGGAACGCUACAAAGAGCGGUUAAACAAGUGCGUCACCAUGAGCAAGAAGCUACUGGUGGAGAAGUCCCAACAGGAGAAGAUGGCGUGUCGGGACAAGAGUAUGCAGGACCGGCUACGUUUGGGCCACUUCACCACGGUGCGGCACGGGGCCUCCUUCACGGAGCAGUGGACCGAUGGAUACGCCUUCCAGAACCUCAUCAAGCAGCAGGAAAGAAUCAACUCCCAGAGGGAGGACAUCGAGAGGCAGAGGAAGCUGCUGGGCAAGCGAAAGCCGCCCGCCAUGGGCCAGACUCCGCCCCCGAGCUUGGAGCAGAACAAACGCAAGAACAAGACCAACGGCGCCGAGAGCGAAGCACUGACCCUUGCUGAGUAUCAUGAACAGGAGGAGAUUUUCAAGUUAAGACUAGGCCACCUGAAGAAGGAGGAGGCAGAGAUCCAGGCCGAACUGGAACGGUUAGAGCGAGUCCGCAACCUGCACAUCCGGGAGCUGAAGAGGAUACACAAUGAGGACAACUCCCAGUUCAAAGACCAUCCCACGCUGAACGACCGGUACCUGCUGUUACACCUCCUAGGCAGAGGAGGCUUCAGUGAAGUCUACAAGGCCUUCGAUUUAACGGAGCAGAGGUACGUCGCGGUGAAAAUCCACCAGCUGAACAAGAACUGGAGGGAUGAGAAGAAGGAGAACUACCACAAACACGCUUGCAGGGAGUACAGAAUUCACAAGGAGCUGGACCAUCCCCGGAUAGUGAAACUCUAUGACUACUUCUCGCUGGACACAGACUCGUUCUGUACGGUGCUGGAGUUCUGCGAAGGGAACGACCUGGACUUUUACUUGAAGCAGCACAAGCUGAUGUCGGAGAAGGAGGGCCGCUCCAUCAUCAUGCAGAUCGUCAAUGCGCUCAAGUACCUCAAUGACAUCCGGCCGCCCAUCAUCCACUAUGACCUCAAGCCUGGGAACAUCCUCCUGGUAAACGGCACCGCCUGUGGCGAGAUUAAGAUCACGGACUUCGGCCUGUCUAAGAUCAUGGAUGACGACAGCUACAACUCCGUGGACGGCAUGGAGCUGACGUCUCAGGGAGCCGGGACCUACUGGUACCUCCCGCCUGAGUGCUUCGUGGUGGGGAAGGAGCCACCCAAAAUCUCCAACAAGGUUGACGUGUGGUCAGUCGGGGUCAUCUUCUACCAGUGUCUAUAUGGCCGAAAGCCAUUUGGACACAAUCAGUCACAGCAGGACAUCUUGCAGGAGAACACCAUCCUGAAGGCCACUGAAGUACAGUUUGCACCAAAACCAGUAGUGUCUCCCGAAGCGAAGGCCUUCAUCCGCCGCUGCCUGGCAUACCGCAAGGAGGAUCGCAUUGAUGUGCACCAACUGGCCAGCGACCCUUUCCUGAUGCCCCAUAUCCGCAAGUCUGUGGCCACUACUGGGGCCUUGGGAACGGCUGCGCCGUCAACCUCGAGCUCCUCCAACAGCAGCGCCUCAAACUGAGCCCCGAGCCCUCCUCCCUAACUUCCUCUCCUCCCUGAAGUUCUGCCGCUGCUACACAGGGGCUCGACAAACCCGCCGGCGCCUGCCCUGUGUGGCAGGCCGAUCACAGGGGAUGAACAUUGAGGGCGAAGGGGUCGUUCUUGGCCCUGCCCUCCGCGGUAUGCAUUCCUAUGGGUUCAGAGCCCCGGUUGAUUUAAUGUGGACGUGGACUGCUGGCAUCCGCAUGAGAGGAUGUGGUGUCUUAUCUUGUUGGGUUUAUAUGAGCGGCAGAGUGGCGGCGUGAUACUUGGGCAGACGGUUGUUUUAAAUGCCCUCCCCAAACAAACCCCCAACCCCAACAAUUGAAGCCAAGUAGCCGGACGCCGAUCGGACUUGGAGCGACAUUGACGAGUCGUCAUGCUUUUCUCUCAUUUUCUACCCCCGUUUUUUUAUUUUUAUUUUAUUUUUAUUUUUUUAAUUAAUAAAGCUGGGCUUGACUCUUUAGCCUCAAGACAUAGGGGCAGUGCUCUCUUCGAACCUCCCCUAGUUGACCAAAGCUCAAGACUACCUUUAGGUGGCGCUCUUUAGUUAGUGGAUGUUAGUGGAGUGAGAUGGGAGGGGGAUGGGAUUGGAGUGUCGCCUUUCUGUAGAUUUACCUUUGUAUGAUUUUUAAAAUUGUUUUACCUGAUGUCAAACUGGAAAUUUCAACUUUCUUUGAUAGGCCAGUCUUUUUUUUUUCUCCCUACCCACACAUAUUUAUUUAGUUUUUUUUUUUGUUUUUUCUUUCCUUCAAGAAUGUAUGGAGCUAAAAUCGAUGUGUACUGUGAGGGGGAGAUGGGGCCUUUGCAAGAAAUUGCGUACAAAACAUUAAAUACGGUUGCUAAAAUA